AACCCUCCCUCCCCUCUCCUCCCUCUUAGGCUGAGCUGGGGCACAUAUUCAGCUUGCUGUGGUUGGCAAGGGGCGACACCAGGUGACAUAGCUGUGUAUCCACCUCAAGAGAAAUAGAAGACGCGGGGGGGGGCAAACCUUCCAAAGAACAGCUUUGGAGACAUAGAGGGAGAAAGGGUGAGAGAAGGAAGAAUGUCGCAGAGAGCAGACGCAUCCUGCACUGAAUCAACUGUGUUACAGCAUCAGCACCAGAGCAGAGACGAUGAGGCCUGAACUGUGUGUGUGUUCCCAUCCACCUGAGGGGAGCGACAGGCAAAUGCAGAUCAGAGGGGACACAGGCCCUCUGACAUCGGCACGGUGAGGUAACACAGAGGGAGAAGCUGUUCUAUUGGAGGCCUUGUGAGGAAAAGCCAUCCUACCCCACAGGGGUGACAUGAUUGCAUUUACCCUGGAGGGAAAAGAAAACCAGACAAGGAGAAAUUGGUAUGAUCCACCAAAUAAACCAAAUAGAGGCAUCGACUACUAUUAUUUCCAGGUUGUAAUCCGUAUAUAAUCCAAGAUCUGCAUUAUCUGCUUUCCUGCCAACCAAAGACUUUCUUCACAGAGACUGUGAGAUUUUCUAAAAAUGUAACGUCCCUCUUUAAAGAGGGCUGGGACAGGUCGGUUGCAGCUGUGAACAGGGAGGGGGUACAGGGGCAUAGGGGGCACAGGCGUUAAGAUGCAGAUCUCCCCCCAGAGGAGAGUCGCUGCAGAGGAGGCUGGAGGCCUCUCUCUGAAUCAUGUGCUCUCGUGGGGUGGGGAGGAAAACGGAGCAGGGGGUACGCAGUGGCAGAGCUGGAGAGAGGGAAAGAAUCCGAGGGAGAGUCCGUGCUGUUAUUGGUCAGCUAGAAGGAAUCUUGCGGGACCUCAAGGAAGUGGCCAAAGAACUGAGAGAGGUUGUGGAGCAGAUAGACAGACUCACUUCGGACUUUGAAUUUGAGCUGGACACUGAUGAUUGGACUCCAGGAACUAUAAGCAGUACAUCUAGCAGUGAAAAGGGUGGUCCUCUCUGUGACCUGGGGCCUCUGGACUUUCUCAGCUCAGACAGCUGGGAAUUCUGCUCCUUCCUUGAAGCUUCAACACCCUCAGACUCUGGAGAUGGUUCAGAUCGCCCCCCUGACUUCAGACUGCUGAAUGGAGGAGCCACCCCUAAUGGGCCAGAUUCUUCUAGUGAGGAGAUUCCUAUUGCACCACAGAAACCUCCUCCAUCAAAGAAUGCAGGCUCCAGGGACAGAGUGAGGUUCAGUGACAAAGUUUUGUAUCAUGCACUCUGUUGUGAUGACAGUGAAGAUCCCCCUUUUAGUCACGAGACUCCACGGGACCCCCCUAAGGAAACUGUUCCUUGUGCUGUGCUGAAGAGUAAACCUGGAGGGCUUACUGGAGUCAAAAAGGGGACUAGGAACUGCAGUACCCAGACUGUGUGUGACAAGAGCACCCAAACUGUUCUUCCUUACGUGCCAAAAAAAGGCAAGGAUAAACAUUAGCAGAAGUUAAGUUGAGAGUGAAAGAAGCAUAAGGUGGAGAGGGAACAGGUGGAAAAAAAUAAUAAAACAGAGAAAUUAAGGGAGAAGUGAGCAUCAAAAUGGAAAAAAGAUAAUUAAAAAAUUAGGUUUUUGGUGAGUGUCAGAAUGAGGAGAGAGAUCAAGUAAAAAGGUAUGAAAUGAGCUUUAGUUACACACUAAACAUGACUACUUUACAGGCAAUACAUGGUGCACUUUUUAACCUUUCUAGUGAACUGCUGAGGGGACAGCAGAGUGGGACCAAUAUAACCCCACUGUGAACUAACUACCCAGCUCCCUCUUCCCUGCUGUGACCUCAUAAUCCCUGCUGAGACCUCACAUGUUUUUGUCCCGUGCCAGCAAAAUAUUUAACUGCACAUCUAUAUUAGUAAAAGAAAAAAAUGAAAAUGUAAAUAUUGUUCAUAAAUAUUUAUCUAUAUACAGGAUGGUCGUGUCUUUACGUUUACUGUCAGACAAUGAAUGGCCUCUGGUAAGAAAAUCCUUGCAGAUCCAGGGUUCCACCUUAAGGCUGGACCUCAUAUAAACAUUAUAGGGUGCGUUUAUAGUAAUAUAUUCUAAAUAAACAAAUUAAUAUUA
Xenopus laevis (African clawed frog) is the source of this 2135-nucleotide messenger RNA. It is a transcript of the gene insyn1.S, whose product is annotated as inhibitory synaptic factor 1 S homeolog. Gene Ontology annotation, biological process: inhibitory postsynaptic potential. Gene Ontology annotation, cellular component: postsynaptic density. NCBI's taxonomy places the organism in Eukaryota, Metazoa, Chordata, Amphibia, Anura, Pipidae. The record is from RefSeq and is a predicted model, not a curated record. The coding region runs from base 780 to 1523 and encodes 247 amino acids. The transcript is spliced from 4 exons.